GCGGCCCCCCUUCAGAAGCGUGCGUUAAGUCACUGCGGUUUUUUCUUUUUCUCGUUUUCCUGCUUUCCUGCUUUCCUUUUCGACCAUCAUCCAUUCGUUCACCGUCCAUCCGCCUCUCUCGUUUCCCGCCAUCGCCAGGUGUCGCGAAUCGCAGCUGAGCUUCUCGCCAUCCAUCGACUCUCGCUUCUCUCGCUCGCUCGCUUUUUUCCCACUCCCCUCGCUAUCUGUCUGUAUCGUCAAGUCAGCGCCGUAUUCUCGUAUUUCCACGUAUUACGGAAACGCAUCGACACGCAACCGUCGCAAUUUGUCGCGAUUCGCUUUUUUUGCCGACUUUGCGCUCGCCAUCUGGCCUUUCCUCGCGGAUUCGCAUGCUUCGAUUGGCGCUUUGAAAAUCGACUUGUGCCUCGGGUGUUGACAUCAUGAAGUCAUUCUUUGGGCCCGGCGCCAUCGCCGCCCUUUUAGCUGCGGCAGACAUCGCUGCCGCGCAACAGACGCCGUUUUCCAUUUCCUCAACCGAUGACAUCAAGAAAACAGCAGCCACCCUAUCGUGGGAUCUGCUCCAAUAUUACAAAGGAAAUGAGUCCGGCCAAACCCCAGGCCUUCUUCCCGGACCCCCUCCUGUUGGACCUUACUACUGGUGGGAAGCCGGUGCCAUGUUUGGCACGCUGAUCGAUUACUGGUUCUUGACCGGCGACAGCACCUACAACGACCUCGCCAUAGCAGGAAUUCAGUUCCAGACGGGAACCGACGACGACUUCCAGCCCCGCAACGAAACGCUCUCGCUGGGAAACGAUGACCAAGGCUUUUGGGGCAUGACGGCCAUGUUGGCUGCCGAGGAGAACUUUCCCAACCCCCCUGCUGGUAGGCCCGGGUGGCUGGCCCUGGCUCAGGCAGUCUUCAACACCCAGGCCAGUCCCGACCGUCACGAUGACACUUGUAACGGUGGUUUGCGAUGGCAGAUUCCCCCGACCAACAAAGGAUACCCAUACAAGAACAGUAUUGCCAAUGGCUGUUUCUUCAAUAUAGGAGCACGUCUGGCCCGUUACACUGGCAACACGACCUAUUUGGACUGGGCGGAGAAGACGUGGAACUGGUGGGCAGGCGUCGGCUUCUUGGAUGCCGAAACAUAUGCCAUCUAUGACGGCGCUGAUGUUGCGGUGAACUGCACCGACAUCAACAAGGCCGAGUUUUCGUACAACAGUGCAGUCUGGCUUCUCGGAGCCGCAUACAUGUGGAAUCAUACCAAGAGCGACGUAUGGAAAACCAGAGUCAACAAACUCGUCGAUCACGGCCUCGAGACCUUCUUCCCCAAAGGCAUUGCGUACGAGCCCACCUGUGAACCUUGGGGCACUUGCUCCACCGAUAUGUUAUCCUUCAAAGGCUAUGUCCAUCGAUGGUACGCUACUACAACGCAGAUUGCUCCUUUCACGGCUGGAAAGAUUCUUCCCGUGCUCAAAACAUCGGCGACGGCAGCCAUUAAGCAAUGCACGGGUGGCGCUUUCGGUCGCCAAUGCGGUUUCAAGUGGGAUUCGGGCAAGUAUGAUGGCGUCACUGGCGUGGGCCAAGAGAUGAAUGUCUUGGGCGCCGUUUCUUCUCUUCUCAUCGGCGGCAGCAAGGGCCCAGUAACCAACAGCACCGGUGGCACGUCGCAGGGCAAUCCCAACGCUGGCGCCAACCCGAACAGUUUCGAAAUACCUGUGACGCCAAUCACGGCGGGCGACAAGGCUGGCGCUUCAAUAGUCACCAUCAUUGUCGUCUGCUCCACCGUCUCUCUGCUCGGCUGGAUGAGCCUUGGCGCGUAAGCUGGCUUUGCAUCUCCGAGAGUAGACUUGUUCAAGUCUCUCGUGUUGGACAGAAGAAAAGAGAGGGAAAAAAAAAACAAAAGAAAGAAAAAAAAAAACACAAAUGGUCUUACGCUUAUGAUAAAGUUCCAUUGCAG
Messenger RNA from Trichoderma atroviride IMI 206040, 1939 nucleotides. NCBI's taxonomy places the organism in Eukaryota, Fungi, Ascomycota, Sordariomycetes, Hypocreales, Hypocreaceae. The record is from RefSeq and is a predicted model, not a curated record.